Molecule: messenger RNA, 254 nt
Organism: Prorocentrum cordatum
Lineage: Eukaryota; Dinophyceae; Prorocentrales; Prorocentraceae
Source: the annotation of a GenBank genome assembly
GGGGCCCGCCAUGGCUGGUGCGUUUCGAGAGCAUCGCCGAUGAUGAUCUAGCCAAGAGCGCCGCCAGCCCGAAGUCGAUCCUGAAGGGCUCCCAGACCACCCAGCCCACCACUGAGGGCCAGGAUCUAGUGGCUUCGUUGAAGGCCGCUAUCGCGCAGACGUCUGAUGUGCAGAUGAAGGCUGUCUUGACGGCGGAGCUGGCCAAGGUUGAGGCGGCGCAGCCCCCGCAGCAGGUCGCGUCGCCAGCUGGCGAG